UCACUAUAAAAAGGGGAGGGAUUGUCUCUCCGCCCUCGUUUUUAGUUUCUCAUCAUCUCUCUCAUCUCUUUCUGUUGUGAACAAACCACACAUCUUCUUUCUCUUUUACCCACAGGGGAACAGUCGUCAAAACGUUCUCAAAUCAGCUCUACUCGUCUCACAACCAACACAGGGGAGGCAAGCGCACUACCCCCAAACCAAAAACAGCUUAAAAAGACAAUUAGUCAUCACUCUUUUACUCUUUUACAAAUGGCUCCCCAUCAAACUCAAUUUGAAGCUUCUGGCUCUGUCUCGGAGCUUUUCCGUGUUCAAUCAGACAAUGUGGUCUACACGGAUGACCAUAUUGAAUCUACCUAUGUCUACCGUGACUCCAAGGUUCACAAGGUGGACGGCAAAAUCACUGUCGUUCCCACUGAAAAAACGUAUCAAUUCCGUGUCGCUCGCGGCGUUCCUCGUGUCGGUCUCAUGAUGGUCGGCUGGGGUGGUAACAAUGGCUCCACCCUCACGGCUUCCAUCAUUGCGAACCGCCGCAACAUUCACUGGCGCACAAAGGAAGGCGUUCAGGCGCCCAACUAUUACGGCUCUGUCACCCAAGCGUCCACCCUCAAGUUGGGUACCGACGAAAAGGGCCAAGAUGUCUUUAUCCCUUUUAGCGACAUCCUUCCCAUGGUCCACCCCAAUGACUUGGUGUUGGGUGGUUGGGACAUUAGCUCUGCCAAUUUGGCGCAAGCCAUGGAGCGCGCAAAGGUCCUUGAAUACGACCUUCAGCGUCAAGUCCGUGACGAAAUGGAGGGACUCCAACCCUUGCCCUCCAUUUACUACCCCGACUAUAUUGCCGCCAACCAGAGCGACCGUGCGGACAAUGUCCUCAAGGGUACCAAGCAAGACCAUUUGGAGCAGAUCCGCAAGGACAUUCGCGACUUUAAGGCUCUGCACAGUCUUGACAAGGUCAUUGUCCUCUGGACCGCCAACACGGAGCGCUUCUCGAGCAUCAUCCCUGGCGUCAAUGACACGGCCGAGAACCUUUUGGCAUCCAUUAAAAACGGCCAUGAAGAAGUGGCUCCUUCGACAAUCUUUGCCGUCGCCAGUAUCCUGGAAAAGACUCCGUUUGUGAACGGCAGUCCCCAAAACACCUUUGUUCCUGGUGCCAUCCAGCUCGCGGAGCAAGAGCGUGUCUACAUUGGCGGUGACGAUUUCAAGAGUGGCCAGACAAAGGUCAAGUCGGUCAUGGUGGACUUUUUGGUCAAUGCGGGUAUCAAGCCCAUUGCCAUUACCAGUUACAACCAUCUUGGCAACAAUGACGGAAAGAACUUGUCGGCUCCUCAGCAGUUCCGUUCCAAGGAGAUUUCAAAGAGUAAUGUGGUUGACGACAUGGUGGCUGCCAACCAUAUCCUGUACAAGAAGGGCGAGCACCCUGACCACAUUGUGGUCAUCAAGUACUGUCCCUCUGUAGGUGACAGUAAGCGUGCUCUGGACGAGUACGUGAGCGAGAUUUUCAUGGGUGGUCGCAACACGAUUUCCCUCUACAAUGUCUGUGAGGACUCGCUUCUUGCGUCUCCCCUCAUUCUCGACUUGACCAUCAUCACCGAGUUGAUGACGCGUAUCGAGUACAAGACGGACGACAUGACCGAGUACGCUCCUUUCCAUGCCGUCUUGUCUGUCCUCAGCUACAUGCUCAAGGCUCCCAUGGUUCCCCCCGGCACUCCGGUCGUGAACGCGUUAGCCAAGCAGCGUGCUGCUAUGGAAAACAUUUUCCGUGCCUGCGUUGGCUUGCCUCCUCAGAAUGAUAUGAUGUUGGAGCACAAGGCCUUUUAAAUCGUUUGUGUUUGUCAGUUUUUGCAUGUAGUAUGUUGUCUUUUGUGUCGUUGCGAAUCAUGAUAUGUGAACGAAUAUAUUCCCCCCUUUUUGCAACGAACAUGUCCAAUGUGCAUUGUGUGCAAUGGGGAAUGACAAAAUCCGUCGGUUAUUUUUACAGUGCAAUUGGCC
Messenger RNA from Spizellomyces punctatus DAOM BR117, 1986 nucleotides. RefSeq lists its product as uncharacterized. The coding region runs from base 250 to 1815 and encodes 521 amino acids. Gene Ontology annotation, cellular component: cytoplasm. The record is from RefSeq and is a predicted model, not a curated record. Lineage: Eukaryota; Fungi; Chytridiomycota; Chytridiomycetes; Spizellomycetales; Spizellomycetaceae. Gene Ontology annotation, molecular function: inositol-3-phosphate synthase activity. The transcript has 4 exons. Gene Ontology annotation, biological process: inositol biosynthetic process; phospholipid biosynthetic process.